Zychaea mexicana is the source of this 4196-nucleotide messenger RNA. RefSeq lists its product as uncharacterized. The record is from RefSeq and is a predicted model, not a curated record. The transcript is spliced from 9 exons. NCBI's taxonomy places the organism in Eukaryota, Fungi, Mucoromycota, Mucoromycetes, Mucorales, Lichtheimiaceae. Bases 133 to 4152 code for a protein of 1339 amino acids. Gene Ontology annotation, molecular function: protein binding.
UAGUGGUCUAGCGGAGAAAGCCUCGUUUGUUCUCUCCCGCACCAAGUUUUUGUCGCGUUCAUUAUCAUUCUCGUGGUCAUUCGCAACCUUACUCCUUUUUUAAUCGCGCGCGUACCACCUUGACGAAAAGCUAUGAACCAGUUUGAAGUGCUCGCUACUGAUGCUGAGCCCGCAAUGAAUGAAUCCGAGGUGUUUCGAUUCAGCAGUUUGGUUCCCGAUGCUAGAGUAACACUUCAAGAAAAAAAGCCAGAUUCAGACGAAUACGACCGAUUUGAUGUUGGAAGAUACCCUCCUACGGUAUCGCUGCUCGUGUGUUCAUCAAAGUAUGGAUACUAUGUUGCUGCGACUUUGGAAGGGUUUGCAUUUGGAUCAACCAAAGCUCUACGAGACACGAUCAAGGCAUUAGAAAAGGGAUCGACUGGACCUCUUAACGACAAAGUGCUGGUGCCUAUUGCAGAAGGCCCGGUACACCAGCUGCGCAUCAGCGCCGAUCAAUCACAAAUCAUUGUUGCUGUUGCUGGUGGUUGGAUUUUGACCUAUAAUGCUAAAGAUAUCUUUAAUCAGAAAGAAAAUACCAAGCCGGUGGCGUCGUUCCAACUCGAGUCGGAUGUACUGGACUUGAGACCAAAUCCUGACGUUAUGCCCGAGCUCGCUGCAGUUAUUCUAAAGGAUAAUACAUGCAAACUCAUCGAUCUGCGCUCGGGCUCAACAACAGUUACUCUUGGUGAUGAUAUUACUGCCGUGUGUUGGUCCCCUAAAGGAAAGCAGUUGGUGUGUGGUCGGAAGAACGGACAGUUCGUACCAUUUGAUGUCGAAGGAUCUCAGAAGACAGUAAUCGAGUUGCCAGAAGAAUUGCAGAACAAUGAUCCUCCACCUUAUGUUCUCGGUCUUCUAUGGAUUCAACCCAAUGUGUUCUUGGUGGUAUAUGGUAAAAGCGAAGGAGCAGACGAAGUCGAUCCUUCUCACGUCGCGUACAUUGUUGAUCGCAAAUCCAGGACAACGGGCGGAUUACAAUAUAUACUACUUGACGACGUUACUGGUGUUUUUGGUGAUGAGCGAGGUCCCAAGAUGUUUAUGGAGCUGAUCCCCAACUUUAGCAGCGACAUGAAAUAUGCAGCCAUCUUGGGCAACGCUGCUUCGACGGAUUUCUCUGUUGUCGGUCAGGAUGAGAAUGGCGACUGGGCCACAUACAUUUUGCCCGAGAAUGGAUUGGCCAUUAUGCCAUUAUCGGAUAAUGACAUGGACACCUAUCCUGUCGGUAUGGCACUGGACUUUUCUGUAUCAGAGGAACUGCCACCUUAUGAUCCGUCCGUCGAUACUGAAGGUGUCAAGCCCCUGCCGGCUCUGUAUUAUUUGAACGAUGAGGAUCAUAUGGGCGCAUACUACUGUUUUCAGGAAACGCUAGCAAAGAAUGGUGCCAAGUAUACCGGUAUGGUCAAUGCGGAGGAUGUGCAAACGGCAGCAGUUCCUGAGCCAUCAUCAUCAACAACGUCGACAACAACAACAAAUGUAAAGGAAUCCAUACAGGACCAAGAAGAACCAGCACUUACAGCAGCUGCUACGCAAACACCUGGGCAACAGCAAGAGCUAGAAUCGACGGAACAGAAAAACAACGUACCAUCUAAUUUCUCAUCCAGCCCAUUUGGUGCCGCCUUACAACAACAAGGCGACAACACCAACAGUGGCUUUGGAUCAUUUGGAAGCCCAACUACAUCAGGCAAUACUAGUGGUGGAUUUGGAGGUAGUAGUUUCACGUCGUUCCGCAAUUUGGGUACGGCUACACCAACGUCGUCAAUCCAAGCACCCAAGUUUGGCAGUAGCACAAUUGGUGCACCUGCAUUCGGAUCAACCAGCUUUGGACAGCCUCCUGGUGACGCGCCCGUACAACAACAAAGCUUUGCCUCACUCGCCAAGAAGACCACUCCUACUGCCGCAGCACCGAGCAACUUGAUGGGCUCGGGUAGUUUAUUUGGCGGUGCUGGCGGUAGCUCAAGCACACCCACUUUCGGCUCUUCCAGUUUUGGUGCUACUUCUGAAACUCCAGCCUCAUCAACGCAAAACCAAAGUUUUGCGGAUUUGGCAAAGCAAUCCAAACCUGGCGCUUUUGGAACAGCAAUAUCAACGACACCAAGCCUUGGAUCCACUGGUUUUGGUCAAACCUCUUUUGGUCAGACAGCUUUUGGAUCUGCUCCAGCGUCAUCAACUCUUGGUAGUGGUGGGUUUGCAUCAUUAGCGAAGCAACCUAACGCACCUUCUAAAAUCCCAGUUCCGUCCAGUAACUCGUUCGGCAGCGGGUCUUCAUUUGGCAAUACUUCACCGUUUGCGAAGACGACAACGUCCACACCUACGUUCGGAUCAACAACUUCAUUUGGUGCAACUCCACCUUCUGAAAAACCUGCAGCCGCUGCACCAGAAAAGUCAGUCGAGCCAACACCAACACCCACGCCGUCUGCAUCCGAAAAAGAUACCACACUAAAAGAACCAGUCGCUGCAGUCAAAGAGGAAGAAUCAGAAACCGAUAAGCUGCCUGCUCAACCAGUCGUUGAACGUGAACAAGAUGAGAAGGAGAAAGAAGAACCAACAAUCAAGGAAGAAGCACAAGAAGAAAAGAAACCCGGAUUUGGUGGUUUUGGCGCCUUUGGAUCCGCCCAAAAAGAACAGGGAAAGCCUGGUGUAUCGACGUCGAUUGGGUUCGGAUCAUUUGGAUCGGCAUUGGCCAGCGCUGCUGCUACUACAACGACGAGCACGCCAACCACAGCACCUAAAUCUGAUCUGCUUGGAUCGAGUACAACCGCUACAGCCUCUCCCACAGUUACAGCGUCAACAGAGGGAUUUUUCGGUAAAGCAGCUACACCAUCACCAGCUUCAUCAGAAACCAUCACAGCCAAGGCAGAAGAGCCAGCACCACAAAAAGCAUCUACGAGUUUAUUUGCUGGCAUGAGCUCUAAGCCAUCAGCCCCCGAGGCAAAGCCUGCUGCUUCAACCAGUUUGUUCAGUGGUUUAAGUGCACCAUCAACACAAGAGCAACCACCAAAAACUACAACAGCAGGAUGGACGUUUGGCGAUGGUUCAGCGGCAUCCCCUGCUGCGCCUUCCACACUUUCUAAACCUGUCGAACCUGUAGCUGCAGCAGCAAAGCAAACAUCCACUUUCCCAACAUCUUCGCCAGCAUCUACAUCCAAACCAAGUACAGCAACAACAGCAACCAAUGCACCUUCUCAGCCUGAGCCCCCCAAAGACGCAAAAGUCGAGCCAGAAAUGCCAAAGCUUACUGCUAAAGAUGGCAUGGCGCAAGAAUUCGAACGGGCAUAUCAUACCAUCAACAUUGCAUUGAAAAAGCUGGCAAUGCGGCAAGACGAGCUCGCAACGCAAAUACAACAGCAACAAAAACAACGACCUUCUGCUAAGGGCAUGCGUGACCUAGGUGAAUCUUUGGAAUCAUGGCGUAUAGCCGAUGCUCAAGAUAUCGCCGGUAUCAUUGAAACUAUUGUCCAACAAGCCAAGGAAAUCGAGCCACAAAUUACUGAGCUAUCCAAAUCAAUUGAAUAUUUUCAGGAUGAUCUCGAGAAACUGGAAGCAAAGAAUAAGGUGAUCGGAGAGUUGAAAGACAAGGAAAGUGAUCCCGUGCUUGAGAAGGAAUUAAACAAGCGAGGCUUGGAUCAAGAGGUGGCCAAGAAAUGGGACCGGAUCCAGAGUCGAACCAAAGAGUAUGGCGACUUAUUAAGCGACUUGGAAAACAAAAUUCAUGACGCAAAGAAGCGCAACAGGUCGCCUAUUACGCCAGCUCAUGACGCUAAACCCCUGAGUUUGUACGCAUUACAUGUGGUCCUUCGCGAUAUUGAAUCCAAACUACGAAGCAAGCAUGACCAACUCCGAGAAAUUGAAAGCCGACUGGCCCGUUUACAUUUUAAGGACACCCAUGCCAAGGCAUCCAAAAGUUCUCGUCGAAUCACCUUUGACGAUGAUGAUAGCAGUGAUGAAGAUGAAGUGAACCAAGAAAAAGAAAAGGAGCCGGCCACAGCCUCAGAAGGAAAACCAUGGUCCCAGCCCGUGGUGGACUAUACCAUGAAGCACCUCCGACGAGAGCGAUUCUUGGAUAAAUUGCAUCACUUCCAGCAGUACCAAGAAUACACAACUAUUGUCAAUAACUGAUCAAAGCAAUAAAAAACACAGAUGUCAGCACGAUUGUAAAGAAG